AUGCACAAAAACGAGGAUGCAAUUUGGUUAUGGGGUAUAUCGGUUGUCUGUGAACUUUGGUUUGCAUUCUCAUGGCUAUUAACUCAAUUGCCAAAAUUAUUCCCCAUAAAUCGUGUACUCAAUCUCACCGUGUUAAAAGAAAAUUUUGAAAGUAUUUCAAGUGACAAUCCCACCGGAAAAUCUGAUCUCCCGGGCAUAGAUGUAUUUGUUUCCAUAGCCAAUUCAAAGAAAGAACCUACGGUACUUGAAAUUGCAAAUACUAUACUUUCUGUUCUUGCUGUGGACUAUCCUACUGAAAAGUUAUGUAGUUACGUCUCUGAUGAUGCCGGUAACAUUUUGACUUUUGAGGCAAUGGUGGAAGCCGCUUCUUUUGCCAAAUUAUGGAUUCCGUUUUGUCGUAAACAUGAUAUUGGGUGUAGAAAUCCAGAGAUUUACUUUAAUUCGACACAAGAUCCAUACAUAAAUCCGAGACAUACGGACUUUGUUAACGACCGGCGACGGUUAAAGAGAGAGUAUGAUAAUUUUGAAGAUAGGAUAAAUGGUUUGUCUGAUGCAAUUAAACGGCGAUCUGAUGCAUACUAUGAAUCGGAAGUGAAAAAUGCAAUGGAGGUUGCUCCAGAAUCCAUCGAGAUUGCUAAAGCUACUUGGAUGUCUAACGGUGUACACUGGCCUGGAGCAUGGGAGAAUCCAUCUUUAGCGCAUUCUUAUGAUCAUCAUAGUGGAAUGAUUCAGGUAAUAUUGAAGGCUCCAAGUGAUGAACCAUUAUUUGGCAAUUAUGAAGAGGCUGCAUCUCUAGAUUUCACCGGCAUCGAUAUGCGUCUGCCUAUGCUGGUCUAUGUUUCUCGUGAGAAGCACCCAGAGUAUGAACACCACAAAAAGGCCGGAACUUUGAAUGCGCUUCUUCGUGCCUCUGCCGUUAUGUCGAAUGGUCCUUUCAUUCUCGACCUGGACUGUAAUCAGUAUAUCUAUGACUCACAAUUCCUCCGAGAAGGCAUAUGUUUCAUGAUGGACUGGGAUGGUGAUCAGGCAGAUCAGCUUUGCUAUGUUCAAUUUUCUCAGAGUUUUGACCCCUCUGAUGAUUGUCAUGUUGGUGUCAACAUGCGAGCACUUGAUGGACUCCAGGGUCCAGUUUAUGUUGGUACUGGUUGCCUCUUCCGACGAAUUGCUCUUUAUGGCUUUGAUCCUCCUGGCUCCAAAGAGCAUCACGCAGGCUGCUGCAGCUGCUGCUUUCCUCAAAAGCGUAAAAGCCAAACAGCCACGGCAUCUGAAGAGACACAUGCUCUUCACCUGGGAGACUAUAUGACUGAAGAAAUGACCAUGUCCACUUUCCCUCAAAAAUUUGGAAAUUCAUCUUUUCUCAUUGAUUCCAUUCCAGCUGCUGAGCUUCAAGGUCGACCUCUUGCUGAUCAUCCUGCCAUUAAGUAUGGUCGUCAGCCUGGUAUUCUCACUGCUCCUAGGGAAUUUCUUGAUGCAUCGGCUGUUCCUAAAGCUCUCAGUGUCAUUUCAAGUGGGUAUGAAGAUAAGACUGAGUGGGGUCAUUGCAUUGGAUGGAUUUACGGGUCUGAGUCUGAAGAUGUUGUUACUGGCUAUAGGAUGCAUAAUCGAGGUUGGAAAUCUGUAUAUUGUGUAACCAAGCCUGAUGCCUUCCGCAGGACAGCUCCAAUGAACUUAACUGAUAGGCUUUCCAAGUUUGAGUAA
Molecule: messenger RNA, 1698 nt
Organism: Zingiber officinale
Lineage: Eukaryota; Viridiplantae; Streptophyta; Magnoliopsida; Zingiberales; Zingiberaceae
Product: cellulose synthase-like protein D2
Exons: 2
Coding region: 1-1698 (565 amino acids)
Biological process (GO): cellulose biosynthetic process; plant-type primary cell wall biogenesis
Cellular component (GO): trans-Golgi network; plasma membrane
Molecular function (GO): mannan synthase activity; cellulose synthase (UDP-forming) activity
Source: RefSeq, a predicted model, not a curated record